Molecule: messenger RNA, 1915 nt
Organism: Chenopodium quinoa (quinoa)
Lineage: Eukaryota; Viridiplantae; Streptophyta; Magnoliopsida; Caryophyllales; Amaranthaceae
Product: protein POLYCHOME-like
Exons: 3
Coding region: 646-1347 (233 amino acids)
Biological process (GO): regulation of nuclear division; negative regulation of ubiquitin protein ligase activity
Cellular component (GO): nucleus
Source: RefSeq, a predicted model, not a curated record
AUUAGAUAUAGUAUAAAUGUAUAAUCUUGAAUAUUCAUUCAUUCAUAAAUCAUGAUACGCUCCAACACUGGGUGUACCCCUCUUAAGGCUGUGACCACUCACAAUUGUAUCACACGAGUAAUAUCUUAUGCAUUAAUCCACCCAUAUUUAUAUCUCCUUUUUAAAAUUUAAAUCCAAUUAAAGUUGACUAAAUGUUCCUUAUAUCACUCCCCCACUUGUCCUUUUCAAAUUACAUUUAUACCCAUAAUGGGUCAAACGUGUUCUGACCCAAUCCCAAUAUUCCAAAAAUACCCUUCAAUCCAACUCCGUUUCAUUCAAACUACCAAGGGUAUUUCCGUCUUUUCACUACCAUUCAAAAUUAUCUCAGAAUCCCGCUCACAAUUUCAAAAUUUCAAGAAAAAUUAAAAAAAUGAAAAAAUUGUCUGCAAAUUUACAAAACCCUUCACCAUAAAAGCUGCUUCUCUUCCUCAUUUUGAACUUCGCCAUUUUCUCUCUCCUACUUUCUCUCUCUACCCUUUUGCUCAACUCAGUUUUCUCUCCCUUCUUCUUCAUCUCCUCCUCAAAAAUUUCAGUUCUAAUUCUUAUUUUCUGGAGGAAUUUCAUUGGCUUGGAUUGAAAAAAAUUCAGGAAUUCAAGCAUAAAAAAAUGCCUACACCAUCAAGAGAUAGAUUAGCAAGACAUGUGGAUAUAUCUGCUCUGUACCGGGGAGCUGCCCGGAGAGUUGAUCUUAUUGUCGAUCAACCCGGGCUUACUUGGACUGGGUUAUCUGGAGACGGGCCUCGAAAUGUUUCAGGUGGUGGUAGUGUAUCGGGUCGAAGAGCUGGGAUUGGGCGAGGCUGGUAUACACAGAGGCAACUGCAGACAGGCCAGGAAAACAGAACUCCAAGGACGAUGGCUGGACGACGUUAUGGCGGUUCCCGAGGCAGGGGAAGUAGGUUGCCUUCAUGGUAUCCAAGAACCCCUUUAAGGGAUAUCACUGCUAUUGUGAGGGCCAUUGAGAGGAGGAGAGCUGAGCUGAAUCAAACCACUGAAGAACAGACUAAUACAGAGACUGCAACGGCACCAAAUGCUGAGACCGAGCAAGAAAUUGGUUCCCAAACGCCCCUCCCUACCAUUUCAGUAAAGCCUCAACCCUCACCAGCCACUAAAGUAUGGCAGAUCACACCUGGGAAUGCUGAUAACUACAAGACAGGUUCUGAUUUCAUGACCCCACAGAAAAGACUACUAAAUUCGAUUGAAAAGGUUAGGGAAGUUUGGCUGGAGGAUCGAAAGAAACUAGAGAAGACUCCUGCUGCCAAGAGGGCAGAAAGAGAAAAGAAGGUGCGUACAUUGAUGUCGAUGAGAUGACCCAUGGAGUAUGCCCAGAUGGGAAGGGAGUUUUGUGCACUUUCAAGUUCAGAGUGAUGGGAACGAGUUGAAAGGAGGACAAUGGCCACAGGCGAUCAUCUUCUGAUGAUCCCAUAUCCUAAUACUAUUACUACUAUCCUUCAGCUUUGCUUGUGCUAUAGCUCACAGCAACUAGUUUAGCUAUACUUGCAGCUAGCUUUCACCGCAUGUAGUUUACCAGUUUAGCUAUGCUUGUAGCUGUGGUAGGCAGCAUGUAAGCUUAGCUAUGAUUUAGCUAUCAUAACUGACAUUUACUGCACUUCACUUCUAGUGAAGUUCAGAAGCAAACUAUUACUGCUAGGUAAAUACUAGUAUUAGCUGUUAGCCUCUGCUGACAUUGUAGUGUAAGAUGCGCAGCAAAUUUUGCAUUUUUGGCAGCUUAGUUGUUGCAUAACAGCAAUGCUUGUUGCUUUAGGAAUAGAGGAAACUGGAGCACUCCAUGUAAAUGAGAGGUUGGAUUAGUUUUUGUUUCAUCUGAUAACAUUGUAAAGAUUGAUUCUUAGUAUAAUUGAAGGAAAAAAUUCAUGUA